ACUCUUCUGAAGGAAACUUAAGGGCACAGUUACUUUGGCUCAGGCUUUUAAUUUCUCUUCUGUUUGGUUUCUUUCAUGUGUUGUAAAACUCAUCUUGCUGUCUUAAUAAGUGGCCAAAGGAAUCAGUACUGCUGUGUAGCCAGAUGUCUCGCUUGGUCUGAAUCCUGGGCUCUGGACAGCCACAGCCUGCCAGAACAGAAAUCUCAGCGUGAACUUUCUGCACUGAGCAAUAUGUAUGCAGAACAUAUGCAAAUGUGUGGUCAUGUAAAUUUUGUACUCUGUUCACCAUGCCUUUUAGAGCUAUUAAGUAACUGGCAAAUAUCUAGGCAGUGAAUAGUGUCUUUUUGGCUGCCUUGUGAAUACUAAGUCUAAGACUUUCCUGGUCUGUUACAAUUUUCCUUUCAAAUUUACGGUAAACUGUACAGUUUUCUCCUUUUUCUCAGGGGGAAUUAGAUUUGCUCUUGCAUUUGAGGAUCCUGAAGAUAGCAUUUGUAUAAAACAAUUGCACAACAGAGCUGAAGGCCUGGAUUCCUGCCCUGUCUGCCACCUCUGUGAACUUGGUAAAAUGAAUCAGUAGGUCACGGUCCUGCUUUUCAGCCGUGCUGCCAGCACCGUCUCAUGCUUCACUAGAGAAAAUAAGAAUCUGGCAAUGGGCUUGGGCCAUGAGGAAGGAUUUGGUGCCCCCUGCUUAAAAUGCAAGGAAAAGUGUGAAGGAUUUGAGCUUCAUUUCUGGAGGAAAAUAUGUCGCAACUGCAAAUGUGGCCAGGAGGAGCAUGAUAUCCCGUCAAGCAGUGAGGAAGAUCGGAAAGUGGGGAAACUCCUUGAGGAUACAAAGUACACAACCCUCAUUGCAAAGCUGAAGAAUGAUGGCAAUCCCGUGUAUAAACGCAAUGUUAUGAUACUGACCAGCCCAGUGCCAGCCAAGAAGAACAUAACCAUCGAUACUGUGACUUAUGAGUGGGCUCCUCCUGUUCAGAAUCAGACACUUGCUAAGCAGUACAUGCAGAUGUUGCCCAGGGAGAAGCAGCCUGUUGCUGGCUCGGAAGGCGCGCAAUACAGGAAGAAGCAGUUGGCAAAGCAGCUGCCUGCUCACGAUCAGGAUCCUUCAAAGUGCCACGAGCUUUCCCCCAGUGAAGUUAAGCAUAUGGAGCAAUUUGUGAAGAAGUACAAAAAAGAGGCACUUGGUGUAGGAGAUCUAAAGCUCCCUGGUGAUGUGGAAGUGAGAGCUCCUGAUGAGAAUAACUUGAAAAACGGUGGUGGCAGAGGUACCUCAUCUGCUGUUGGAACAAUGGAAAAGUCCCCAAAUCAAAAAGCAUCUCAAUAUUCCUGCUAUCACUGCAAACGGAACAUGAAGGAAGGUGACCCAGCUGUCUAUGCAGAACGUGCUGGAUAUGACAAAUUGUGGCAUCCAGGUUGUUUCGUCUGUUGCACCUGCAGUGAACUUCUAGUAGACAUGAUCUAUUUCUGGAAGAAUGGUAACCUGUAUUGUGGGAGACAUUAUUGUGACAGUGAAAGACCCCGCUGUGCUGGAUGUGAUGAGCUGAUAUUCAGCAAUGAAUAUACUCUCGCGGAAGGGCAGAACUGGCAUCUGAAACACUUCUGCUGUUUUGAUUGUGAUUGUGUUUUGGCCGGGAUAACCUAUAUAACAGUGAAUGACAAGCCAGUCUGCAAAUCCUGCUACAUGAAGAACCAUGCUGUGAUCUGCCAAGGCUGUCACAAUGCUAUAGAUCCAGAGGUUCAGCGUGUAACGUACAACAACUUCAACUGGCAUGCUAAGCGGGAAUGUUUCUUGUGCUCCUGUUGCAGCAAGUGUCUAAUUGGCCAGAAGUUCAUAUCUGUGGAAGGAAUGCUUUUCUGCUCAGUGGGAUGUAAGGAAAAGAUGAUGUCCUAAAAGAAGACAUGCACAGAACUAAUCAAGUAUUGCUGUGUUCCAAAGGCUCUUGCAUUUCUACUGUAAAAUAUAUAGUGUCAGGGCAUUUAAAAUUAUUGAAAGUAUUAAAUAGCAUUUCCCAAAGAUUUUUUUUUAAAUGUCUAAAACUUUCUAUGUAAUCCUCAUUUCUUAGCUAUAAUAAUAUUUUCUCUUUUGGAAUACUGUUCCUGAGUCUUACUUCAAAUUACUUCAUAUCACAGAAAUGUAAGAGAAAAAUGUGUUACAAACUCUGUACAUUCUAAGGGAGCUCUUCACUGUGAAGAAUCUUUCUGCUGUAUCUUGUCUAAUGGAACAAGAAAAUGUGAAAAUGCUCCGAUUUAUCUUGUUUUGUAUGAUAAAUUUAACUCUUCCACCUCUGGUUUCACUAAUUUAUCAUUUUUAUAGGUUUUCUGCUUUCAUCAAGCACUUUAGACAAAAUGAUGAGUUUUACUGCCAAGUACAUGUUUUCCUGACUAAGUAUGCAGGGAGAAUGACACUUAAAAAAAAUUGCCUUCAAUAAUUUCUUUGGUUUCGAGACGUGAGUUCUUGGGGAAUAGUAACUUCUCAUGUCUAGUUUUGAAAGUAACUCCACCAGUAGAAAAAUGUUGGCUCAUGGUUUUUUUUUUUGCAAUUGUUCAUGUCUGGAAAAGCUUUAAUUUUACAAAUACUAAAGUUUUGUUAUAGAUUGGGUGUGCGGGGUGUUGGUGUUAGAAAAUAAGAGCAGGUCUUGCUUAGAUCAAAAAAAAAAUUGCCAGAAGUAGUGGGUGUCACUUCUAGCCUUUCAGAACUGGCUUCUGUUUUAUAUCAUGAAUGUUCCUUUCCUAAGUUGUGCCUUCUAUCAAGAGGAAUGUGGCACAUAGUACUGUAUGCAUUUCCAAGAAUGUAUUUAUGCAAAUGGGUCCUGCUUUUGAUUUACAAGUUCUGAACCAAAGCAUGAAGAAGUCUUUCCCAGAAAACUUCCAGUAUUUGUGUGAAAAAAUUCAUAGCUGUGUAUUAGUUUUGCUUACUAGAUAAACCAAAUGUGUGGCUCUUUCUUUUAUUUAAUAACUAUAGACCUACAGUGAAGCUUCUUAGACGUCUUUGUGCCAAACACUGAAUGGGGAGUCUUUGGCCUGAAAAAAAUAAUAAAAUAAUUAAUUUUUAAAGAAAAGUCUAUGCAAGUCUUAUGUUCAGUUCUUGUAAGUUUUAUGGUGAUUGUAUUGUAACACCUAUAAAUAAAAAUAGUGAUUUUCAC
Passer montanus (Eurasian tree sparrow) is the source of this 3143-nucleotide messenger RNA. RefSeq names its product testin LIM domain protein (gene TES). The coding region runs from base 650 to 1891 and encodes 413 amino acids. Lineage: Eukaryota; Metazoa; Chordata; Aves; Passeriformes; Passeridae. The record is from RefSeq and is a predicted model, not a curated record. Gene Ontology annotation, molecular function: zinc ion binding. The transcript has 8 exons.